ACGGAGGCGAUGAGUGAGCGAGGCGCGCGGCGCGGCGCCGGCGGCGCACCGUUCUACGCGCCGCCGCGGCGGAAGACAUCUGCCGAGAUCAUCAGCGAAGCGCGGGCGGCGCUUUAUGGAGAUAUGAGCGGAGCGUCGAGCAGCGCGGGUAGCGGCGGCGCGCUCCGUCCGCUGCGUACUCGCCGCCCGUUCACACCGAGAGAACCACAGCGCGUGUUGUUUGGAGAACGGGCAAGGAGGGACCCACGCCCACCCAGUGCGUUCGACCUAAAAUACCUGAGCCUGUGCGAGAGCAGCGAGGAUGCUCGCGUCGCCGGACUCGAAGAGGAAAUCAACCACGCUAUGCAUCCCGAAAUGCAGAACAUCAGGAAGAAGGCCGCCCGUCAGCCGGCUCAUCAGACUACAGAAAGAGCUGGCGAGGGUUGGGGCGCGUUCCCAAAGCUUCCGCACCUCAGCGGGAAGAGCAAGCCUCUGCAUCGCAGAAACACUACGGGUCACACCACGCCUGAUGGAUCAAAGGACGAUGUAGACUUGGCCAAUGCUAUAUCGAUAACGCGCCCUUUGGGAGGUGAAAGUGGCGAAGAUUUUAGUAGGGUACUCAACACCAAAUCUCUGAGCCCAGACCCUGGGAUACGUCGCAAGCAAUUUGCGACGACAAAGGCACAGUCAUACGACGUUGGAGGUGGAUAUCCGCUGGGGAGCAUACCCGUCAAACAUCUCGCAGUUCAACUCCCGAAUGCUUCAACAUCCGAAGACGUGGAGAAUAUGACAGUGCUAGAGCUCGCCGAGGCUCUCUCCCAGCGCAGCCGAGACGUUGAACGAACAGUGCUGCUGAUGGAGGCGCUUCAGAACUGCCUCGAGAAGUCCAUGCCAGCUACCAGUCUCAGAGAUAUGGUGCUGCGUGCCUUCUACACUCACAUAGAUAGUGAUGAUGAGAGGGUGCUGGUCGCUAUAGCCAGGGCUAUGCUUACGAUGAGAGUCACGGGAGCGCAUUUAGCGGCCGCUUGCAAACUAGUCUUUAAGAUUGCAAGAAAUGACAAAAACGAUCACUUCUUCAGGAACACUAAUUUGUUAGAGCUGCUAGUGGAAGGCUGCGGGCGCGCCGACCCGCUAUCCGAAGGCGAAUGUUGCGUCUACGGAGCAGGCGCGUUACGUUUCCUCGCGCUGGAGCCGCGACUGUGCGCCCUAGCUCACCGCGCAGGCGCGCUACAUCUGGCCGCAUUGCAUUUGAAAAUAUUGAACAAUGCAAAUGCCGAGAACCCCCGAGGCGUGUCAGAGCAGUCCACACACGCGCUCUACCAACUGACGGGCGCGCUACGAAACUUGGCGAGUGGCGAGCGCGCGGCGCGAGCAUUCGUGUCGAGCGGCGCGCUCGGCGAGCUGCUCGCAGCGCUUGCUCACCAUACCGACCGCGCUGUGCUCACUAACGUUGCGCGGUGUCUUAGUGUCCUUUCAGCGAACGAGUCGUGCUGCCUCUGGCUAUGCGGGGCCCCAUCAAGCGCGGGCGCGCUGCUCCGCGCGCUGGCGGCGUGCGCGGCGCGGGCGCCGCUCGCUGUGCGCCUGGCGUACGUGCUCGGCAAUAUGGCCGCCGCUACUGACCAAGCCAGGCUGAAUAUUUACAAUGAAGAGGGUGGAGUGGACGUUUUACUGACGAUCCUGGAGUCGUAUACUAAAAGGAACAACGACCACGAAGCUAAUAGGGACUCGGAUAGCGAUCCCGAUAUGCAUUUAGUAGGCACGGACAUGGGUGGCUCAGAUGGCUCCAACGAAGAUGUGCUUAUCAAGACAGUUCGAGUGGUAGCCAACAUUUGCCUGACGGAGCGUGCUGGGCGUGGUUUGUGUGCGGCGCAUGCUGAACGCACCGUGCGUGCGUUGCGUGCCUGUCUUGAACUAGCUGAGAAACCCCAUGAACCAAUGGACAAAGAGGCUGAGGAGGGUGUGAUGGAUCGUCGUGAAGAGUUAGCUACAGCAGCGCUAGCAACCCUCAACAAUGUGACGUUCUAUCGCGAACCUCCAGCGCCACCCGACCCUCUGGCAGAACCGCUUGAUGACAUCUGCAAAGCAACGUGUCGAUGGCUGGUCGGCGGCGGCGGCCCGAACGCGGCGUGCGAGGCGGUGCGCGCGCUCGGCAACCUGUCGCGCUCGCAGCGCGCCGCGCAGCUCAUCGUGCUCGAGGGCGUGCUCGACGCGCUGCCCGCCUUCCUGCAUCACGAGGAAGCCAGCGUCCGCUGCGCCGCCGCCGGCGUCCUCGUGAACGUGUGCGGCGCGGGCUGCGAGGCGCGCGCGGCGGGGCAGGCGGCGGCGCGCGCGCUCCACGCGGCCGCGGCGGCGCGCGACGCGCCCGCGGCGGCCUUGCUGGCGCGCGCGCUCUGGAACGCGUACGCUCAUUGCCCGCUCGCGCCCGCUAGUACCAAGCAAGCUGCAGCGGCACUUGCGGCGUUUAUUGACGACGAAUCCGUGUUCGCCGCGUGCGAGGCGCCCGCGGCGGGCGAGCGGCGCGCCAGCGAUCCGGAAAUAAAACAUCACGUGAAGUUCGACCUCGACAACAACAACUAUUCAAACAAAGAGUUUCACCGGCCUAUGUUCGUUAAGGCGCACAGCGUCGAACACGAGUUGCAUCUCGAGGGCUGCUCGGACGAGGACAGCGACCAUGCGCUUUCGGGAGAAGAUCUCGGGUUUGAGGAAGGAGACAUGCUGGUAGAAGACGGAUGCGAGUGCGGGCCGUGCCGCAGACUGGCGGCCUGGGAAGAGCUCGUGGGCGUCGCUAUCCCAUUGCUGGAGAAACUCAAACCGCCGAGAUCUGACGCAUCUGUUGGCACAGACUAG
Messenger RNA from Cydia strobilella, 2826 nucleotides. RefSeq names its product armadillo repeat-containing protein 2. The record is from RefSeq and is a predicted model, not a curated record. Gene Ontology annotation, molecular function: protein binding. The transcript is spliced from 20 exons. Lineage: Eukaryota; Metazoa; Arthropoda; Insecta; Lepidoptera; Tortricidae. The coding region runs from base 10 to 2826 and encodes 938 amino acids. Gene Ontology annotation, biological process: cilium organization.